This is a messenger RNA of Talaromyces atroroseus, 3057 nucleotides long. RefSeq lists its product as hypothetical. The record is from RefSeq and is a predicted model, not a curated record. The coding region runs from base 1 to 3057 and encodes 1018 amino acids. The transcript has 3 exons. NCBI's taxonomy places the organism in Eukaryota, Fungi, Ascomycota, Eurotiomycetes, Eurotiales, Trichocomaceae. Gene Ontology annotation, biological process: siderophore biosynthetic process.
AUGCAUUCUCCAAUAUGCCAUCUGCCCAACGGCAACACUUUCUCGGUGACGCCAGUCUUCGGCGGAUUCACUUUUAAGGAGACAGAUUCUGGCGUCCACAACACCACGUUCCCACCAGGCUGGACCGUAGUCAUUCACACAGAGAAGCCUGUUGAAGACGGCCAGGUAGACGGUGAACACUCACAUGACAAUGAAGGCGAAACCACCACGGCGACGACAGACACGAAUGCGUCGGAGCGCAAAGUUCGCAUUUCCAGUUUCAAAAAACCAACGCUGCAGAACGACUGCAUAUUUAUUUCCUCCAUAAACAGUCCCUCCAGUAGCGACUACAAAACCCCAAUCUCGCCCUCCCGCCAAAUUGCCAUGAUGCUUUGGGCUACCCUGUUGUGGUACUUCCACGAGCCUCAGCCAGACCCUCGAAUCAUGACCGAGGCUUCGGCGCUGACGUCAGAGCUAGGAAGACCCAAGGGCGAAUGGCGGGUAAAUAUCAAGAGAGAGGGUAUUUUCAAGGGCAGAAACUUGCUACAGAAACUAGAGCGUAUGGGCCUGAUUUCAAACGAGGACUCAUCAGUGGGAACAGAGUCGAUCGAAUCUCGCAACCCGGCCAACUGGGCGCGCAUGUUUACGAGUCGUCGAAGCUUCUGGCAGUUGGAUCCGCGCAUGUUUAUAUUCACAUUGACACCGACGAAUGCCGCCUCUUUCUCUCCUAUAAACUCGCCGUACAACUCGCGGCCUGCCUCGCCGAGCGUCGAAAGCCUCCGUCUGGCUGACGGCAAUUCGAUGUCGCCCACUGAGUCUUCUACUCCUGGCCAUGUAUUUAGUUCUAUUGGUGGUCCUUUCUAUUCGGGCAGUCAUCUUCCAACCUUUUAUCCCCCGGCGCCAACGCAAUAUGUUUUCACAAAUGGUAUCCGUCACCCCCUCCGACAACGACCUCCUCACCAGGGAGAAACGUUUUAUACGCGCUACAUCCCAAGUGUAGGGCAAUACCUUUCGUUUCGCGUGCCGGUACUUAGUACAGGCAAAACAGGCGGCGCACAACACAGUCAUACUGCAUCAUCUACUAACACUCCCUCGUCACUAACCGUGCCACCCGCACGUACUAGUACUCCACCAGGAGUAUCCGAUGUGGAGUUGCUGAACAAGUGGAUGAACAACCCGCGAGUCAAUGCAGCUUGGGGGGAAGCAGGGCCUCGUUCAAGCACAGAAGAGUUCCUGAAACGCGGUCUCAACGAUCGACACAGCUUCCCCGUGUUUGGGUGUUGGGGCGGCAAGCCAUUUGGGUAUUUCGAGAUUUAUUGGGUCAAGGAAGAUCCCCUGGGCAGGCUCCUCAACAACGUUGGCAAUUACGACCGAGGGCUGCAUGUCUUGGUAGGUGAGGAAGAGUUUCGUGGCUCUCAUCGCUUGCACGUCUGGCUCAGCUCGCUGGUGCAUUAUUGUUGGCUGGCUGAUCCUCGCACAGAGACGGUGUUGCUGGAGCCCCGAGUAGAUAACAAAAAAUUGAUAAGCUAUCUCACUGAGUUUGGCUUCUUCAAGGAAGGCGAGAGAAUGCCACUUACAGUACUCACCGCCGCGCAAGUCCGCGCGUUGCUCCUCUCCCUCUCUCGCGACGACAUUAUCACCCUGCAGCGCAACCUCGCCGAGGCCCUGCGCGAAUACUCGACUGGAACCCACGAACAGGGAUGUUCUGCGUCGUACCAACCGCAUCGCACGGCCAUCACGGGCAAGGAUGGCAACACGACCGUGUUCAUGCCCGCGAGCACCGGCAAGACAACAGGCGUAAAGAUCCUUUCUUCCCCCAUGGCUCCUGGCGGUCUUGAUCCCGUCAAGCCUGGUUGCAGUACCAUCGGCCAAGAGCUGCUGGGUGGUAGACAGUCGGCCAAGGUAUCGUUUGCGCUGGACGAAUCCUCGUCGCGACGGUCUAGUAGUUCCCUGUCGACCGAUCUGAGCUCCAUGUCGCUGAGCACGUCGCACGAAGGAAAUGACGGCGAUGACGAUAGCGAGAACGAGACAUCAUCCUUCUCAUCAUCUACCGGCGCUACGCCUAGCAUAAACCAGCAGUCUCUAACAGCACAACCGAGCAACGUUCCAUCAUCAAAGUCACUCAGGGGAGUGACGCAAGUCACAGGCAAAGCCUGGCCGCCGACAGGAGCACGCGAUUCCUCCCCUCGAGGCACAUUGACCCUUGUCGGCCAAGACGGUCUUCCAAUCGGGCUAAUCAGCGCGCAAGAUCUGACAGCAUUCCGCACCGCACUUACCUCGCUAUGCGUAUUCAACAAGCGCAAGCACGUCAAGACCAUCACCGUUUUCGGAGCUGGGCGACAAGCCUACUGGCACAUCCGGCUCGCUCUGCUUCUCCGCGGACCCGAAGUCAAACGCGUCUACAUCGUCAACCGCUCCUUUGACCGCGCGGCCAAUCUCCUCAAGGACAUCUACUCAGCCGGCAACGCUUCGUGGCGCUCCGACGUGAAAUUCCACGCCUUCAGCAGCGACUUUGUCGAAUACAACCGUCUGCUACGCGAGGCGGUGCGGAAAGCAGAUGCGAUUUUCUGCUGCACGCCUUCGCUCGAACCGCUCUUCCCCGCGGAGUUUCUCACUUCGACCGAAGGCCGGCGCAAGGGACGUCUCAUCAGCGCUAUCGGGUCGUACAAGUCGCACAUGACGGAACUGCACCCGGACAUUCUGCGGUACGAGGUUAAGCCUGCUUCUCAGCACUCGCAUCACUACCACAAACAUGCGCAACGCGGCGGGGUCGUGUUGGUCGAUAGUCUGGAGAUGUGUCUACAGGAAGCUGGCGAGAUCGUGCAGGCGGAACUAGGCCCGCAUCAGUUGGUUGAGAUUGGGGAGUUGAUGAUUAUGAAACAUGCGGCGCGGCUGUCGCCUGUGGUAGAGCAGAAAGGGGCCGAGGAAGGCGAAAAGGGUCUGCAGCGUUGGUUGGAGAGUGGGAAUGUGGUGUAUAAGAGUGUUGGUCUUGGGUUGAUGGAUCUGGUGACUGGGGGGGAUCUGGUGGAUUUCGCGAGGGCGAGAGGGAUUGGUACUGUUAUUGAUGAUUUUGAGUAG